Messenger RNA from Oppiella nova, 1260 nucleotides. The record is from the annotation of a GenBank genome assembly. Lineage: Eukaryota; Metazoa; Arthropoda; Arachnida; Sarcoptiformes; Oppiidae.
AUGCAUAUCAAGAAUAAUAUUGAGAAAGAUGUUGAUUUACCUAAAACAUGGGACAUGGAGUCACUCGACUGGACACAAUUGAUGGUUAAAAUACGGUCGCUUGAGUUCUCUUAUGACAGAAAAAGCAAAUUUAUUAAUGAACUCAAUAUGUCUGUACCUAAGGGUGCCAUAUAUGGAUUGCUGGGUCCGAGUGGUUGUGGAAAGACUACUGUAUUAAAACUUAUUUUAGGCUUAUUACGACCAACAUUUGGCAAAAUUAGAAUAAACGGCAAAAUAUCCAAUCAUCCGGAUAAUAAUAUUCCCGGUAUUGGUGUUGGAUUUAUGCCGCAAGAAUUGUCACUCAUUCAAGAGUUUACAGUAUAUGAAACACUUAAAUACUUCAGCAAAUUAUAUGGUAUGAGCCGUGAAUUGACACUUUCGAGGAUUCAAUUUCUGGUAGAAUUUCUAAAUUUGCCCGAUCCUAAUAGCCUUAUUACUAAUAUGAGUGGUGGACAGAAACGACGAGUCUCCCUAUCACUAUGUCUUAUCCAUAGACCGCCACUUCUUAUAUUAGAUGAGCCAACAGUGGGAACCGAUCCGAUAAUCCGAGAAAAAAUUUGGAGACAUUUAAUGUUUUUAUCGCAAAGAAAGUCAACUACUAUUAUAAUAACCACUCAUUAUAUAGAAGAGGCCCGAAGAGCACAUGUGAUAUCACUGAUGAGAAAAGGGGAGCUAUUGGUGGAGCAUUCGCCACAAUAUCUAUUAAAUCACUUUCAAACAGAGAAUUUAGAGAAAAUAAAUAUGGAGUCAAAGGAAAAGGCACUCCAAUCGAUGUCAUCAGAGGAUCAUAGCAUUUAUGGGGCUCUAAUAAUUGAUACAGACUUUACCGCUGCACUCAUGAGGAGGUUUACCACAGAUUUAAGAAUUGUAUUAUCCAACAUAUACUUCAUGACAAUGGGAAUCACUGCCGUUAUGUUUGUCUUGGAGUCCAAUAGUGGUCUAUUGGAGCGCUCACUGCUAACUGGCCUUAAGAUGCGUUUUGCAAUAUCAUCGACGAUGAAAGAAGUCCAAUGGGUAUCGAUGGUCACAACGAGCACAUGCAUGAUCUAUUUGUAUCUCUCGGGGUUUAUUUGGCCACUCCAUGGCAUGCCUGUCCUUAUGCGACGCCUGAGUCUUGUUAUGCCACUAACCCUGCCAUUGAAAGCAUUGCGAGAUAUGCUGAAUAAAGGCUUAUCUUUUGGCGAUCAAUCCGUUGAUCUCGGUAAAGGUCUCCGAUAUUAA